AUGACCGGCCACCACGGCUGGGGCUAUGGCCAGGACAACGGCCCAUCACAUUGGCACAAGCUGUAUCCCAUUGCCCAGGGAGAUCGCCAGUCACCCAUCAACAUCGUGUCCAGUCAGGCUGUGUACUCACCCAGCCUGCGGCCACUGGAGCUUUCCUAUGAGGGCUGCAGAUCCCUCAGCAUCACCAACAAUGGCCACUCUGUCCAGGUAGACUUCAGUGACAGCGAUGACCGAACUGUGGUGACUGGGGGCCCCCUGGACGGGCCCUACCGCCUCAAGCAGUUCCACUUCCACUGGGGCAAGAAGCAUGAUGUGGGUUCAGAGCACACGGUGGAUGGCAAGUCAUUCCCCAGUGAGCUACAUCUGGUACAUUGGAAUGCCAAGCAGUACAGCAGCUUUGGGGAGGCGGCCUCAGCACCCGAUGGCCUGGCUGUGGUUGGUGUCUUCUUGGAGACGGGGGAAGAGCACCCCAGCAUGAACCGUCUGACAGAUGCGCUCUACAUGGUUCGGUUUAAGGGCACCAAGGCCCAGUUUAGCUGUUUCAACCCAAAGUGCCUCCUGCCUGCCAGCCUGCACUACUGGACCUACCCCGGCUCCCUGACGACACCACCACUCAGCGAGAGUGUCACCUGGAUUGUACUCCGGGAGCCCAUCAAUGUCUCUGAGAGGCAGAUGGAGAAAUUUCGGAGCCUGCUUUUCACCUCGGAGGAUGAUGAGAGGAUUCACAUGGUGAACAACUUCCGGCCACCACAACCACUGAAAGGCCGCGUGGUCAAGGCCUCCUUCCGGACCUGA
This is a messenger RNA of Cynocephalus volans (Philippine flying lemur), 795 nucleotides long. RefSeq names its product carbonic anhydrase 7 (gene CA7). The transcript is spliced from 7 exons. Gene Ontology annotation, biological process: regulation of intracellular pH. Gene Ontology annotation, molecular function: zinc ion binding; carbonate dehydratase activity. Bases 1 to 795 code for a protein of 264 amino acids. Lineage: Eukaryota; Metazoa; Chordata; Mammalia; Dermoptera; Cynocephalidae. The record is from RefSeq and is a predicted model, not a curated record.